AUGAAAUUGCUAAUGGACGGGUACGAGUGUUAUUCAUAUCUGGCCACCCUUAAGAUCUUUAACUUCAUACACAAUCCUUCAGGAACACACAACGAAGAAUUUUACAACGAAUUAACAAGUUCCGGAGCAAUACUUGGUGAACUUUGUGCUGACUGCAUCAGCAGCGCACCACAGACAUUCAGAAUACCAUUAGCCGUGCUCUAUUCAGAAAAUAUUUUCGACGUAGACGCCGUCCAAUACGGUCUGGCUAGGAAACGUCGUAAAAGAGAUGCUGGAGGCAGUACAGAAAUCAUUCAAGCUCAGGGUAGUUUGAAGAUUAUCCACGGUUUAGACUGGCAGACAGAGUAUAAUUAUACUAAUACCACAGCGUAUCGAAAUCUUGAAAAUCAGAUGAUGAAUUUGUUGGAUUAUAUUUUUGAUUCGAGUGAGAUCAGUCAUCUUUAUCAGGAUGUCUCUAUCCAAUCUGUCAGACAGGGGAGUAUCAUCGUUGACUUCACAAUCAAAGUUAAAGACACACCAUCGUCUAACACCACCAGCAAUGAAACCAGUCCACAGAUUCAAGACACGGAGCUUAUUAAUGAAGCUUUCUUGGCAGCUCUUCAAAAUGUCUCGUCCAACUUCACCAUUGAUAUGAAUGGAACUAAUUUCAUAGAAGUGGUAAUGAACGAGGAAGUGACAACAACCGUUGAUUAUUCUACAACCACCCAAACCUGGCAGUCUUUGCUUUCUACUCUUCUACAGCCAACAGCGUCAACUCCCUAUGUUACUGAUGAAGUCACUUCGUCUAAAACGUCUGACAAACAACUUUCGAGUGCAGUUAUAGACCUAACAUCGGUUCAGACUGAUUCCACAACUACGUAUAUCACUGAUACAUCACCAUCUACAACACCAACUACCCUGGCUCCUUCAACUACGGUCAAACCAAGUGGAGCUUAUAGCGGAACAGUCAAAGUACAGGCUGAAUGGGAUCCCGAUUUAGAGGAUAAAACAAGUCCAAAAUUUAAGCAGAUGGAAGAGGAAUUUCAGAGCUUUUUAUCUGCUGUUUUGGCGCAGACUGGUUUAACAAUUGAAGACAUUGAAAUUACAGGGUUCAGACAAGGCAGUAUUAUUGUUGAUUUCAAUGUAGUAAUUGCUGAUAAUAAUGAACCUAUUGAGAAUCUAGCUACUCAGUUUAAUGCUGGUUAUGACGACCUCGCAUCACCCGAAUUUCUUCUUGAGGAAUCAUAUACAGAAGAUGUUCUGCUAGAAUCGUCCCAAUAUCCGGAAGCGACAUCAGUAGUUCCCAGUGUUACAACCUCAUCAUACACGAGUAGUUUGGUCGCAUCCACAUCAAUGCCAGAGAUGCAGUUAUCAUCUGCUGUGAUUCAAUUGACGUCAAUAGUAACAUCUUCUUCCUCGACACCAUCAACUCUACCACCCACUACAACCACCACCACCACUGAGGCAACCACGUUGGAGCAAGUAUCGCCAACAACAGUGAGACCAGCCGGGACGUAUUCUGGUACUGUGAAGGUUCAGUCAGAUUGGGAUCCUAGUCUAUCGAAUCCCGCUUCUCAAGAAUAUAAAGACAUGGAAGAACAGUUUUUGACAUUCUUAAUGAAAGUACUUGCUAAUACUGGAUUGACAAUAGAUGAUAUUGAAAUAACAGGUUUCAGGCAGGGUAGUAUAAUUGUUGAGUUUAAUGUGAAUUUUGUGGACCUACAAAUACCAAUAGAACACGUGGCAGAUGAGUUUAAUAAUGGAUAUUCAGAACUGUCUGCGCCAGAGUUUGUGAUCAUUGAAACUUACACUGAAUUUGGUCAACCAUAUAAUGAAACUUCAACAGUAUUACUAGCACAACAAACAUCUCAUCAGGUUCCACCACCACAGUCAGCAGCAGCAGCAGCAGCAGCUACAGCAGCAGCAGCAGCAGCAGUAACAGUAGCAGCAGCAGCAGCAGCAGCAGCAGCGGCAGUAGCAGCAGCAGCAGCAGCAGUAACAGUAGCAGCAGCAGCAGCAGCAGUAACAGCAGCAGCAGCAGCAGCAGUAGCAGCAGCAGCAGUAGCAGCAGCAGCAGCAGUAGCAGAAGAAAUAACAGCAAAAGGAACAGUUAUCAUCUUUAUGAUCAUAACGAUUAUUAUCAUUAACUUUCAGAAGAGCCAGCAGAGAAUCAAAUUGGAGUAUCAACUAGUGUACAUAUGA
This is a messenger RNA of Lottia gigantea (owl limpet), 2181 nucleotides long. RefSeq lists its product as hypothetical. Bases 1 to 2181 code for a protein of 726 amino acids. Lineage: Eukaryota; Metazoa; Mollusca; Gastropoda; Lottiidae. The transcript is spliced from 12 exons. The record is from RefSeq and is a predicted model, not a curated record.